AGGACGUGAUUUCUCAUUUUAUCGCGAGAUUUGCUACAUCUCUUCACAGGUGCCGACCUGCUACAUAAAUCGUGCGAUUUUUUUCCUUGAAAGUGAGGCUGCUAUACUUUUAUUCUAGCCAACAGAAAGUUACUGGCAUUAAAUUACAACCGCAUUGUCUAUUAAUCCGUUUUUCUUUUUUAAUGUAGUGUUUAUACAUUAAACGCAAGUGCUAGCUUAAAGGAUGCAUUGCUAGCUUCGUUGGGUCGUUGUUUACAUGUUUUUCAGAGAUAACGAGAAAGCGAAGCAGGGAUUUUCCUGUCUCUUAAAGGUUUUUUUUUUGUUUUUUACUAAAUUACGGUCGAAAAUAUCCAACACUUUAGCAGGCUCUUGUCAUUAACUCCAAAUUGUAUCCUGACAGUAUCUCCGGCAGCAUGUCGUGUUGUUUUCUGGAAGCUCCCAGCGGUGUGUCGGUCAGUCUCAGACAUUAAGACGGGUUUAAUCAUAACAAAAGGAGCAUGGAGUCUGUGAGGAGCGCUUUUCACGCUCAGCUGGCCACCGUCAUGGACUCUCUGCUUGCUGCCGCCGUGUGCGAGAUCGCCAAGAUCUUCGAGAGCAGCCUGUGCGAACAGCAGGCGGAGCUGGCUCAGAAAACCGAGGAGAUCUCCGUGCUCCGCUGCAGGCUGGAGAAGGUGGAGAGGAGGCACAAAGUUAAGGGUGGAGGCACCGAGGAGGGAGAGCCGUCAUCAGGAGACGGAGAGGGUAGCCUGAGGCAACAGAUCCCGACAGGAUCAGCACUGAGUGUGGGGAAGGAUCCAUGUCCAUCGAAAGCAGAGGAAAUACUCUACAUACUAAAGGAAGAGGUCACAGGUCAGGAAGGAGCUGCCAUAAAACAUGAGCAUCUUAGAUUACGGUCUGGUGCAGUCCAAGCCCAAAAUGGAAACGUGUGCAUCUCCCAUCCUGACCACUGCUCUCCCAAGUCUGAAUCCAGUCUACUUCCAGCAGGUGAGUGGUUACCUGGACUGAACGCCACUCGAGGUGCUGCGUCAGGUCUGGACCAGCUGCAGGCAGACGGCACUGACUGCUCCGCCGCAGCCGGCAGCAGCAUCGGCAACAACGCGUCUUCCUUCCCRCGCGGUUUUAGAUCAGACGAGACCAGCAACGAAGACGACGACGCCUCGUUUGCUUAUCUGGACCAGGAGUCCGAGAACCAGAACUCAGAUCAGAGUCCGGGAGAAAAGGAGACUCAGACAGAUCUCACUCCAGCCUCGUCUGGUGAAUCAUGGCGAACAAGAGACGACAGAGGUGCAAGAGGCCACAUCAAUCACACACGGCGAGUUGCUAAUUUUACUACCAGAGAUCCUCUGCGACCACAGUCCAACUCCCAGCUGCUCGCAGCGCGACAGACCAACACUCACAAUCAUCCUGUAACUCCCAGUGGAGGUGGCGGACGCCCUUACUCCUGCCCCUACUGCACCAAGUGUUUCACCUACCCUUCCCAUCAGCGCAGGCACCUUCUACGGCACACCGGAGUCAGACUGCAUCCCUGUCAGUUCUGCGACAAGAGCUUCCUCACGCCGUCAGAGCUCACCGUUCACACUCGCACGCAUACGGGCGAGCGUCCCUUCGGCUGCGCUCAGUGCGGCAAACGCUUCGCCCGCAGCGGCAACCUGAGAGCCCACCAGCGAGAUGUUCACAUGGGAAAGAGGCCCUUUGGUUGCGUCGAGUGUGGGAAAAGAUUUGCCCACAGAGGAAACCUGAGGGUUCACAAUCAUAGAGUCCAUCAAGGGGAUCCGUACUACUCUGACGGUCAGCCGGAGCCUGACAUAGGCCAGAGUCCUAUUUAAAAGCAACACAAGUAGGAGAAAUACCUACAUUAAGUUAUUAUUCAGCACCUUGGCAGCAAUUUGGAACAAUUGAAGCUUUUUGGUCUUAUUCGCGCUUCUGUACUUUUUAUGUAGAUGAUUAUGUCUAAUUCUGAGUCAGUCUGUUUUAGGUCAAAUAGUUUUUUGUUCAGUGUAAUUGAUGUGAAUGAAUGAUUAUAAUAAUAUGGACAUAACGGUGGAAGUAAAACAAACAGAACUCCUUUUUUUCAGUGGUAUUAAUUUCCUUCAUAGUUUAUGGCUAAUAAAAACCCAAAAUUAACUUCCUCAAAUAAUCAGACGAUUCAAAGAGAUCAAUAAAUACGCUAAUAUCCAAACAUAUUAGUGGAAARUUAGGUGGAAAGAAAAAGUGUGGUAGAAAAAGGUGCGCAUCCGACAGAAAUAACCACAUUCUUGAGGUGAUUUGCGGAUUAGCACGUCAGCAAAAACAGCAGCCUGAUCGCCUCCAAACCCCCUGAAUUGAUCCAGUGACUCAUGCAAAGUUCAUGUGUAUACUUUGA
Molecule: messenger RNA, 2362 nt
Organism: Poecilia reticulata (guppy)
Lineage: Eukaryota; Metazoa; Chordata; Actinopteri; Cyprinodontiformes; Poeciliidae
Source: RefSeq, a predicted model, not a curated record